AUGGGCGCCGCCAAAGCCCACGCAGUCUUCAUCCGCCUCGUCCUCCCCCCCUACACCGCCCACUUCAAAUCCCCCUCCUACAUCCGCGACUCAACCCUCACACUCCUCGAUCAAAAAGUCAGCAAACCAACCCUCACAACGACCGCCUCCCGCGCCGACGUCCGCCACGCAAUCGGAACCUCGGAAUCCUUCUGGCUAGACCUCGCCACACUCCUCAAAGCCGCAAUCCCCAGUCUCGAGCGGCGAAGUUUCAGUAUCUGGGACCCAUCAUCUGUGGAUUACGAGAGUACGAGUGGGGCAUUGAUUGCGGGACAUUAUCCCGGUUUGUGGAAGGAUUUGGAGCGAUUGAAUGAUUUGGUGUCGAUUUGUAGAAAUGUUUUGACUGCUGGGGAGGUUGUGCAGGAUUUGGCUGCGGGGUUUGGGAUUGAUGGGGAGGUUUUUCGGUUGAUUAAUUGUUGUGUGAGAGUCACUGCUAGGGGUUAUGAUGGGGAGGCGGGCACUGGGGAGGAGGAGAAGUGGCAGUGGAUUGUGAAUGGGUAUAAGAAGUUGUUGAUUACGGGACUGCAGUUUUUGAACAAUUUCGUGGCGAGGAAUGAGAGGAGGAAGUUGAUGCUUUGGGUUGCGUUGUUUGAUGGGGAUGCUAGUGCUGUGGGAGGAGGUGGAGGUGGAGGUGGUGGUGGUGGGAUUGGGGGAGGAGGGGGAGGAGUGAUGGCGCCUGAGGAUGUCCCUGAGACGAGUGCGGCGAGUUUGACGGAUGUUCCGAGUAAUCCCACUUCCAGACCCACGAGUCCGUUGAAUAAGAGGGAUUUGUUGUUGGCUUUUGGGAGGAAUGGGAGUGAGGAGUUGGAUUUGACGGGCGAGGCGAAACCUUUAUAUGAGGAGGUGUCUUCCUUUGAGGAACAUCCCCUCCCCCCGGAAGCCAUUGAAGGGAGGGAGAAGUUGGUGGGGAAUGGUUAUGCGUUCUUCUUCAAGAGGAUAUCCGAAUUCUGUAAGCAGGAUUACCAAAAGAUUCAUGGAAGGAUGCCUACGCCGUUGGAAUUACACCUGGAAAUGCCGAGACGUUGGGCGGAAUGUGAUCAGGAAGACAAGGAUUAUUGGCAGUCUUUGUUUGAUGAUGCCGUGGCCAAGUGGAGGCAGGAUUUGGCCGUGUAUGAGGCCAAGAUGUUGGUUCUCACCGAACAACAGCCAGUAUUGAGGAACGAUGCGUCGACGAUCAGGAGUGAUGCGUCGUCGGUGAGGCAAGUGGAGAGGAAGAUUGCCAUGUUGGAGGAACAACUUGCCGCAAAGUAUCAAUCCGAGGGGAUUGACAUGCCGUCGAUGGAUUCCAACAGCUCCAAGUUGUAUGGCAGGGAAGGACAUCUCACUUUUGAUAGUGACAUGUUGCAGUCGAAGCCCGUGGUGGCGGAUGAUAUGAGGAUGUUGUUUACUGCCGAAGCCGGGACCAAAAUCUUGGAAUCCGGAAAGAUGGAAUUGAUGAAAAGGCUGGAAGGGUAUGAAGCUACGCAUGAUGCUCAUCUCCCUCCGAGUCGUCAUCCGGAUGGGGUCACGACGCGACCUUGUAUGGUUGACAAGUAUGGGGAUGCGGCGGAGAGGACUGCCAGUAUGGAGAGGGAGGAGCAGGGAAGGAAUGUUGAGGCUCCAAGGAGGGUGCAGAGGAGGUAUCCCGUGGAGGUAGAACCGCCCUCUCAUGAAGCAACUCAAGAGGAGGGUAGUGUGAGGGAUACGAGAGAGCAAGGUGUUGAAGAAGAGGAUGUUGAUGAUGAAGAUGARGAGGAUGAUGAAGAGGAAGAUGAUGAUGAAGAAGAAGAAGAAGAUGACGAAGAAGAAGAAGAGGAGGAGGAGGAGGAAGAAGAAGAGGAAGAAGAAGAAGAAGAGGAAGAGGAAGAAGAAGACUACCCCGGCUCCACAGAAGACGGACGUGGCCUCCUAACAGACGUCCCUCUAAUCCUCGGUCCCUCCGAGAUAGAAGUCCUUCCCAUGCUCAUCAUGAGCGGCAUCGUCCCACCCCUCAACAUCUCCCCCACCCUCACCCCAGCCGAACGCAACGCAUUAAUCAACAUGCACACCGUCCGAACCCACCUCCUCCUCUCCCAAUCCAACGGCCGUAACCUCCUCCGCGAACUCCUCAUCUUCGUCGCCGCCUGGGAUCUCCGCGAAGAGGAACUCUACUUCAAAUUCAUGGUCAAAAUCAUGGAGGCGAUUUUAAAAACGGGCCUCAUGCCAUAUGCAUACCACGCCUUUCGCGAUCGUUCCCGCUCCAAGGAUAUCAUCAGUCCCGCUCAAGCCGUCAUGAUGAAACUCCUCACUUGCAUCUUUCGAGCUCGCGGGGAAGCCGCCAAGGCCGCCGCCACCGGACAUCCUUCGAAGAAUAAUCUCCCCAUCCCCGCGACAGGCAUCCCCGUGAGGAGUGGCACGGGAAUUCCCAUCAAGACGGAAUUUGUCAAAGUAGAUGGCAAAGGUCCUCCAAUCCUCCUCGCCAAGGAGCCUUCGAGGGUGGAUUUGCAUAUUUUGAAUUUCAUCUUUACGGAAUUCCGACAGCAUAUCAUCCCGCAGACGUGUGCGUUGAUUUUCCUCCAGGGACAGAUUCAUGCCGAGAGGGCGAGUCCCGAGGAUUUUCCGCUGAAUUUGUGGGAUAUGGAGAGGAUGUAUGAGGGGGUGUAUCAGUAUUUGGAAUUCUUCGCCGUGUUGACUGAGGAAGGGGUUUGGAAGGGGAUAUUGGGGGAGUGGGAGAUGGCUAGUGAGUUGGUUACUUUGUUGAGGGAGUUGGAGGGGGGGAUUCCCAAGGCGGGGAUGCAGGGAGGUGGUAAUGGGGGUGGUGGUGGUGGUGGGGGGAAGAGGGUUGGAAGGACCAUGUCUGCUGAUGCGGCGAUUCCUUUGACGACGAAUCAUCCUCCUCCAGCCUUGUCGAAAGGUGCAGAGGGGGAUCAUCAGACUUUACCUCCUCUUCCACUUCCACAACCUCUUGCGGGGGGAGCAGAAAUGGAACAACCUCCCCCAGCAGCAGUACCAGCAUCAACAUCAACAACAGCAACAACAGCCCUCCCAUCAACCCACCCACCCCUCCCACACGACCAAGACGAACCCUCAGAUUUCGAAUGGAGAAAUCUCAAAAAACUCACCGUCUUGGUCCUCUCCUCUCUCAUCUGGAAGAAUCGCAUCGUGCAGGAUCAAGUGAGGGAAUACGGAGGUUUACAAGCUCUGGUGAGCUGUUGUCGUAAUGACGAACAUAAUCCUUAUAUUCGUGAACAUGCUAUUAUGUGUUUACGGUUUGCUGUUGAGGGGUGUGAGAGGAAUGCUGCUGUUAUAAGGGGUAUGGCGGGGAGGAGAGGUGGUGGGGGUGGGGUACAGCAGCAGAGUCAACAACAGCAGGGAUCCCAGCAAAAAGACGCGCGGGGGGAGGAGGAGGAAGAAGAGGGGGAAGAGGAAGAAGGAAGAGUAGACGCAAAAGAAGACCUUCGAGUCCGAGAACGAGGAGGAGGAGGAGGAGGAGGAGGGGGGGAGUUAUCGUUGGUUGCUAGAGGCGUCACGAGUGUUCCUAGAGAAGUGCUGGAUACGCAGGGCUAUGAGACUUUUAUGGAUGGGAAGGGACAGGUUGGUUUGAGGAGGAAGGAGGGGGGGAAUCUUCAUUCUCUUCCUCUGAAUCAUAAAGGGGGAAGUGGGAGGAAUGUUACUACCCCUUCUACGGGAAUGGGGGGGAGUGCUGCUACGACUACGACUACGAGCACGGCGGCAUUAAGUGCCGAACGAGCGGCGGAAUUAAUGUCUAGUGCUUUGAGCUCUUUGCCUUUGGGGGAGAGGAGUGUUGCGGGGAGUAGUGCUGGGAAUGGGAGUGGGAGUGGUGGUGGAAGUGGAAGUGGAAGUGGAGGGGAGAGAUUGUUGUUUAGUGAGGAGCAAAAAGCUGAGGCGCUGGCGAAACUUGAUCGGGCUUUUGAGAGUACGGAGAUUUUAUUGGGGAGGAGCCCGAGGGAUUAA
Molecule: messenger RNA, 3972 nt
Organism: Ramularia collo-cygni
Lineage: Eukaryota; Fungi; Ascomycota; Dothideomycetes; Mycosphaerellales; Mycosphaerellaceae
Exons: 1
Coding region: 1-3972 (1323 amino acids)
Cellular component (GO): cytosol
Source: RefSeq, a predicted model, not a curated record